AUGUCGGGAGAGGUACAGUGUAUUCACAAUCACUCAGCUCAUAGUCUGAUAAUUGCAGGUGCUGGUGGUGCUGCUCACUUUGCAGGUGUGGUUGCUUCACUCACUCCUUUGCCUGUGGUUGCUGUUCCUGUAAGUGAUACUCGGCUGGAUGGUGUGGUUGCUUCACUCACUCCUUUGCCUGUGGUUGCUGUUCCUAUGCCUAAAGGUGUUCCUGUAGCAACAAUUGCAAUAAACAACUCCACCAACGGAGCCUUGCUUGAUAUUCGGAUGCUGGGGAUCUCUGAUACUGAUCUCGUCUCAAGGUUCUUAUUUUAUCUUUUCUUACAUACAGUCAGAGUGAACAAGAAGGAAUAUAACUUGUGGGUUUCCUUUGGUUGGUCAGGAAGAGUCAGUACCAGAAAGACAUUAGAGAAGAACAUGGUUAAAAGAGAGAAACUUGAGCAACAAGGCUGGGAAUCAAAUUUGAACUAG
Molecule: messenger RNA, 471 nt
Organism: Eruca vesicaria subsp. sativa (arugula)
Lineage: Eukaryota; Viridiplantae; Streptophyta; Magnoliopsida; Brassicales; Brassicaceae
Source: the annotation of a GenBank genome assembly